AUGUCGAACAUCGAUUACGUGCUUCAUGAGAGCGCAGUUGGAUAUGCAAUGUUCCGAGUUAUAUAUCAACCUGAUACAGUGGGAAAUCGAUUAAAGGAGGUUCAAGAUGCCAGCUUAGAUCUUUCUAAAUUUGGAAAAAUGGUUAAAUUGAUAAACUUUGCGCCUUAUAGAGGAGCUGCGGAAGCUCUGGAAAAUGUGAACUUAGUUUCUGAAGGAGUGCUAUCUGACUAUCUUCGAUCAAACCUCGAACUUAAUCUCCCAAAACCUUCAAAGAAACAAAAGGUUGUCCUAGGUGUAUCAGAUAAAAACUUGGCUGGUAGCAUCAAGGCGACCUUUCCAGGUGUCGAAUGCGAGACCUCAGAAACAUCAGAAGUUGCUGCUGACCUUCUUCGUGGCCUACGGCUUCACAUCGGCAAGCUCUUGAAGGGCCUUGAGGAUGGUGAUGUCGAUAGAGCUCAACUUGGCCUGGGACAUGCCUACUCCCGCGCUAAAGUUAAGUUUUCGGUUCAGAAAAAUGAUAAUCAUAUCAUCCAAGCCAUCGCUACAAUAGAUCACCUCGACAAGGCUAUCAACACUUUUUCCAUGCGAGUUCGUGAAUGGUAUGGCUGGCAUUUCCCCGAACUUAUAAGGAUAGUCUCCGAUAACCAUACAUACGCUAGACUAGCACUCGCUAUUGGUGAUAAGAAAGCUCUUUCAGACUCUUCUCUACAUGAAAUUGCUAUGAUAGUCAACGAUGAUGCAGAAAUCUCGCAGGCAAUAAUUAACGCAGCUCGCGUAAGUAUGGGACAGGAUCUUUCAGUAUUGGAUCUAGAGAAUAUCUCAGCUUUCGCAAACCGUGUGGUUAAGCUUGCUGAUUAUCGCAAAUCUCUAUUCCAAUAUCUCGUCAAUAAGAUGGCGGUCGUAGCCCCAAACUUGGCUUCACUCAUUGGUGAAGUAGUUGCUGCCCGAUUGAUCUCUCACGCUGGAUCUCUCACGAAUCUCUCCAAAUAUCCCGCAUCAACAGUUCAAAUACUAGGGGCUGAAAAAGCCUUAUUUAGAGCACUUAAAACGAAGGGUAACACGCCAAAAUAUGGACUAAUCUACCAUUCCAGCUUCAUUGGUCGCGCUGGUGCGAAGAAUAAGGGCCGUAUUUCUCGAUUUUUAGCGAACAAGUGCAGUAUAGCCAGUCGAAUCGAUAAUUUUUCAGAGGAACCAACAACUAAAUUUGGACUGGCGCUUAGACAACAAGUUGAGGAGAGGCUUGAAUUUUACGCUACAGGUGCGGCACCCACGAAGAACGAAGACGCGAUGAAAUCCGCGAUGGAUGCUGUAUUAGAUGAUAUUAAAGUUGAUAACAUAGGUAUAGAUGUUGAAAUGGAGGAUAUAAUGCCUAAAUCCUCAAAAAAAGAAAAUAAAACAAAAGACAAAAGCAAGAGUGACAAGAAAUCCAAGAAGCGAAGGAUGAGCGAAGCAGCUGGCGAUGAUGAAGUUAGCAAAAAGAAGAAGAAGAAAAGCAAGCGCGAAUCGUUAUGA
Blumeria graminis f. sp. triticale is the source of this 1512-nucleotide messenger RNA. The record is from the annotation of a GenBank genome assembly. Lineage: Eukaryota; Fungi; Ascomycota; Leotiomycetes; Helotiales; Erysiphaceae.